Messenger RNA from Daphnia pulicaria, 1787 nucleotides. It is a transcript of the gene Rbbp5, whose product is annotated as retinoblastoma-binding protein 5 homolog. The transcript is spliced from 12 exons. Gene Ontology annotation, molecular function: protein binding. NCBI's taxonomy places the organism in Eukaryota, Metazoa, Arthropoda, Branchiopoda, Diplostraca, Daphniidae. Gene Ontology annotation, cellular component: Set1C/COMPASS complex. The record is from RefSeq and is a predicted model, not a curated record. Bases 120 to 1631 code for a protein of 503 amino acids.
UUUAUGCAGUUUGGCAACUCUCCACUAUGACAACCGAUUGUUUAUUUCUGAAGUUUACAAUUGAAUGUUGUAAAACUACGUAAUUUAUGUUUACCGUGGGAUAAAUCUGCCUUGCGAAAAUGAAUUUAGAUUUACUUGAAUCGUUUGGCCAAAACUACCCUGAGGAAUUUGAUGGAGCUCUUGAUUGUAUUUCAAUGGCUGUCACCUGCACUUUUAAUAAGCGAGGAACUCUUCUAGCAGUGGGCUGCAAUGAUGGAAGGAUUGUAGUCUGGGAUUUUCUUACCAGAGGAAUAGCAAAGAUUAUUAGUGCUCAUGUACAUCCUGUCUGCUCACUGUGCUGGUCCAGAAGCGGACACACCAUUUUAAGUGCAUCAACAGACAACACUGUAGCUAUAUGGGAUGUUCUUACUGGAGAAUGUAAUCAACGAUACAGAUUCCCAUCUCCAAUCAUCAAAGUUCAAUUUCACCCUAGAAAAGCAGACACAUUUCUAGUUUGUCCGAUGAGACAUGCAGCUGUACUUGUUGAGCUAGAAGGAAAUCACAAACUACUACCUUUGGAUGAAGAUGAGAGUGACCUCAAUAUCACAGCUUCAUUUGACAGAAGAGGACAGUACAUAUACACUGGCAAUGGCAGAGGUCGAAUUAUUGUUUUGGACGCUAUCUCACUUGAGGUAAAAGCCUCUUUUCGCAUCACCCAAGGAACAACCAGCACGACAGCGGUUCGAAGUAUUGAUUUUGCGCGGCGUGGAGAUCAUUUUCUUGUGAAUAGCGCUGAUCGAAUCAUUCGAGUCUAUGAUGCCAAAGAGAUUCUUGCAUGUGGGAAAGAUGGAGAUCCGGAACCUAUGCAGAGAUUGCAGGAUCUUGUGAAUAAAACUACGUGGAAAAAAUGCUGUUUUUCAGGAGAUGGAGAAUAUAUAUGUGCCGGUUCAGCCAGACAGCACGCCCUUUAUGUAUGGGAACGAAGCAUAGGAAACUUAGUUAAAAUUUUGCAUGGAACAAAAGGAGAACUGCUUUUAGAUGUUGUUUGGCACCCAGUGAGACCUAUAAUAGCUUCGGUAUCCAGCGGAGUGGUAUCAAUUUGGGCACAGAAUCAAGUUGAAAACUGGUCCGCGUUUGCUCCGGAUUUCAAAGAACUCGAUGAAAAUGUUGAAUAUGAAGAAAGAGAAUCCGAAUUCGACCUCGGUGAUGAAGACAAAUCAGUUACACAGAACGAAAGAGAAGUUGAAGAUGAUUUAGAGGUUGAUGUAACAACUGUUCAACCGAUAUCUGCUUAUUACUCCUCUGACGAAGAAAAAGACGACGAGGAUAUCCUGCUCUAUUUGCCAAUCGCUCCUGAAGUAGAAGAACCAGAAGAUGGCUGGAAUCCAGCCGCUGAAUUAGAGGAUGGCACCACUUCUGGAACAAAGAGGAGUAGCCAUCAGGAUCAGAAAGAAAAUAGUUCCCCUAAGAAAAAACGAACAAAAAGCUACGAAAUUUCUCUAGCUAAUGCUCCAACAGAUGAAAUUCAUCCACUAGUGAGCAGCAAAAAAGACAAACCAGCUGUAGCUGGAGGGAAGAAAGUUACCGGACCCGGACGACCUCGAAACAGUGACAGUGGAAAAAGAUUUGAGCGUAGCCGAUCAGGAAAAUAGUAUCGCUUUUAGUUAGUUUUCUUUUAGAAUAUCCUGAGCUUCGUUAUGUUUCUUCAAAUUUCCUCAAGCCAUUUGCAUUAUUUUCGUAUUCAACUUACUUUCUAAAGUUCAAUUUUUUUGAACUUUUUUGAAGUUAUUACAACACAUGAAUUUAAA